Molecule: messenger RNA, 2755 nt
Organism: Cariama cristata (Red-legged seriema)
Lineage: Eukaryota; Metazoa; Chordata; Aves; Cariamiformes; Cariamidae
Gene: CCDC186
Product: coiled-coil domain containing 186
Exons: 15
Coding region: 8-2755 (915 amino acids)
Biological process (GO): vesicle cytoskeletal trafficking
Cellular component (GO): trans-Golgi network
Molecular function (GO): small GTPase binding
Source: RefSeq, a predicted model, not a curated record
AAGGAAAAUGAUGGAGGGAUAUUUACCAGAAAUGCAAAGCACGCUGGAGCCAGUCAAUCUGUCAGACGAUGCCUCUUCCAAGUCCCUGGGUAAUGAGAAGUCUGAUAAAACUUCUGGAAUGAAGGACUGCUCAAGCAUCAGUUGUACUGGAGAUGAUGCUGGUGUCUUGGAAAGGGAAUCGAGGUUGUUGCCCUCGGACCAGGAUUCGACAACUAUUGGCAUAGGCAGCAAUGGGGCCCUGGCAGAAGGGCAGGAGCAGCAGUGCAAAGGGGCAGACUUCUGUGCCAAUAACUGCUCUGAAAGAAAGGUGGAAGGCUCCACAAAACCAGAACAUUUAUCUAGUGAAGAAUUUGAACGGCAAGAUCCAAAAUCUGAUCAGACAGAACAAUCAUUAAUGGAAAUAUUACAGGAGCUAAGGGAGGAGUCUGACUUUGUGAAAAAAUCGAGUGAUAAAAUCUAUUCAGAAAGCCCGUAUGACACUGACUGCACAAAGAAGCUUAUUUCCACAAUACAUCAGACUUCAUCACAGGAGGAUUUACUAAAGGAAAUAGAGUCUGAACUCUUAUCUACGGAUUUUUCAAAGGAACAAAAAUUCCCAAAUGGUGUGCAGAAGGGUGAACGUGCUUUGGCUGUGUUUGAAAAAUGUGUGCAAGAUAAAUACCUGGAGCAAGAACAAACUAUAAAAAAAUUGAUUAAAGAAAAUAAAAAACAUCAGGAACUGAUUUUGGAAAUUUGCUCAGAAAAGGACAACUUAAAAGAUGAACUGAAAAAACGAACAGAAACAGAAAAGCAGCAUCUCAACAUUAUUAAACAGCUGGAAGCAAGAAUGGAAGAGCUUAAUAAAGAAGUGAAAGCUAGUAAAGAUAGACUUUUAAGUCAAGAUGCAGCAGCCAAAAAUGCUAUUCAGCAGUUGCAUAAAGAGAUGGCCUUUCGAAUGGAACAGGCAAACAAGAAAUGUGAAGAAGCACGCCAUGAAAAGGAAACAAUGGUGAUGAAAUAUGUCCGAGGGGAGAAGGAGUCACUUGACCUCCGAAAGGAAAAGGAGAUACUUGAGAGAAGAGUGAGAGAUGCAAACAAAGAAAUAGAAAAGCAUACUAAUAAAAUCAAACAACUUUCUCAGGAAAAAGGAAGGUUGCACCAGCUCUAUGAAACUAAGGAUGGUGAAGCCACUCGACUCAACAGAGAAAUAGAAAAAUUGAAAGAAGAAAUCAAUUCUCAUGUUAUCAAAGUAAAAUGGGCUCAGAACAAAUUGAAAACAGAAAUGGAUUCACACAAGGAAACCAAAGAACGCCUCAAAGAUGCAAUGACAAAAUUAACUGAAGCAAAAGAAGAAGCAGACCAGAUAAGGAAAAACUGUCAAGAAAUGAUAAAAUCCUAUCAAGAGUCAGAAGAAAUUAAAUCAAAUGAAUUGGAUGCAAAACUCCGAGUAACUAAAGGAGAACUAGAGAAACAAAUUCAGGAGAAGUCUGAUCACCUGGAGGUGCAUCAUGCAAAAAUAAAAGAACUAGAAGACUUGAAGAGAACGUUUAAAGAAGGCAUGGAUGAGCUUCGAACACUGAGAACAAAGGUAAAGUGUCUAGAGGAUGAGCGUUUAAGAACAGAAGAUGAGUUAUCCAAGUAUAAAGAAAUCAUUAAUAGACAGAAAACUGAAAUUCAGAAUUUGCUGGACAGAGUCAAAACUGUAGAUCGUCUGCAGGACCAACAUCAGAGAGACGAACAAGAAAUCAGUGCUUUAAAGGAAGAAGUAGAUGGUUUCAAUUCUCUGAUUGCUGAUCUCCAGAAGGACAUUGAAGGUAGUCGGAAAAGAGAAUCUGAGCUAUUGAUAUUCACUGAAAAAUUAACCAGUAAGAAUGCCCAGCUUCAGUCUGAAAACAAUUCCUUACAGAGCCAGUUGGAUAAGCUUUCUUACAGUGAAAGAGAGCUGCAGAAUCAGCUGGAAUGUGUUCAACAGACUAAAGAUGAUCUGGCCACCAAGUUACAGAAAGAGGAGGAUCAGCGGAAGCUAGAGGUUGAGACACUACAAGCUCAGCUAGCUUCAGAGCAGAAAGAACUAACAGCGCUGAAGACCCACGUAGAUGAACUGAAAGAUGAACUGGCUACCCAGAAGCGCAAGCAUGCAGCAAACCUGAAAGAUCUCACAAAACAACUUCAGCUAGCACGGAGGAAAUUGGAUCAGAUGGAAAAUAGUAAUUAUGAUAAAGAAGUCAGCAGCAUGGGGAGUCGUUCCAGUUCGUCAGGGUCCCUUAACGCGCGCAGCAGCAAUGAGGACCGAUCACCAGAGAAUACUGGAUCUUCAGUAGCUGUGGAUAGCUUCCCGGAGGUGGACAAGUCUGUCUUGGUUGAAAGAAUACUAAGGCUACAGAAGGCACAUGCUCGAAAAAAUGAAAAGAUGGAGUUCAUGGAGGAUCACAUUAAACAACUGGUGGAGGAAAUCAGGAAAAAAACAAAAAUUAUUCAGAGUUACAUUUUGCGGGAGGAAGCUGGAACACUAUCAUCAGAGGCCUCUGACUUCAACAAAGUACACUUGAGUAGACGGGGCGGGAUUAUGGCAUCUCUGUAUACAUCUCAUCCUGCAGAUAGUGGUCUCACAUUGGAACUCUCCUUAGAGAUAAACAGGAAGCUACAGGCUGUCUUAGAAGAUACAUUACUGAAAAAUAUUACAUUGAAAGUGAGAAAACUUCAAACUCUGGGAACAGAAAUAGAACGGCUUAUUAAACAGAAACAUGAACUGGAACAGAGAAUAAAGCAGACAUAA